Messenger RNA from Gadus macrocephalus (Pacific cod), 3045 nucleotides. RefSeq names its product myc box-dependent-interacting protein 1 (gene bin1a). Gene Ontology annotation, cellular component: synaptic vesicle; plasma membrane; cytoplasm. The transcript has 21 exons. NCBI's taxonomy places the organism in Eukaryota, Metazoa, Chordata, Actinopteri, Gadiformes, Gadidae. Gene Ontology annotation, molecular function: phospholipid binding; tau protein binding. The coding region runs from base 191 to 2146 and encodes 651 amino acids. The record is from RefSeq and is a predicted model, not a curated record.
CAUCACACAGCAUUCUCCUCUCAGAAGGCCUGUCCGUACAGGGCCACACAUCAUACAAUCACAAGUCAACCGCAAUCGCCGCUAUCGCCUGUUUGAGCGUGGACCCAUCCCCGGUCGAGGCAGUGGGCGCAACAUAAUUGUUAUUCACAUAUCUCUAAAUCUGAUCCUAAAGGCUGUUCCGCGCUCCAAGAUGGCUGAGCUGAAUUUGGGGAAGGGGCUGACUGCGGGGAAGGUGGCCAGCAAUGUGCAAAAAAAACUGACCAGGGCCCAGGAAAAGGUUCUUCAGAAACUGGGAAAAGCAGAUGAGACCAAAGAUGUGGCGUUCGAGGAGGGGGUUAUCAAUUUCAACAAACAAUAUACCGAAGGCAGCAAGCUGCAGAGAGACCUGAGGGCUUAUCUGGAAGCAGUAAAAGCCAUGCAUGAGUCCUCCAGGAAUCUCCAGUCCUGUCUGGCGGACAUGUACGAGCCAGAGUGGGAGGGCAAGAAUGACGUGGACUCCGUGGUGGAGGACUGUGAUGUGCUGUGGACUGACUAUCACCAGAAGCUGGUUGACCAUGCUCUGAUCUCCAUGGACACCUACCUGGGCCAGUUUCCUGAUAUUAAGGCGCGUAUUGCUAAGAGGGACAGGAAACUGGUGGAUUUCGACAGCGCCAGACACAACUACUCAGCCACACACAAGAACAAGAAAAAGGAUGGCGGCAUCAAAAUCACCAAGCCCUCCACCCUGUUGGAGAGAGCCACCCCAGGGUGGGCCCAGGGUAUCCUGUCUGCUCACAACGUGGCCCAGAGCAGUCUUUCCAGAAGCCAGGCAGAGGAGGAGCUGGAGAGGGCGCAGAAAGUGUUUGAAGAGAUUAAUAUAGACCUGCAGGAGGAACUUCCAUCUCUCUGGAAUAGUCGCGUGGGCUUUUACGUCAGCACCUUCCAGAGUCUGGCUGGCUUCGAGGAGAAGUUCCACAAGGAAAUAGGCCGGCUGGAUCAGGACCUGAACGACACGUUGGUUGCUCUGGAGGGAUCAGACACCACAAGAAAGACAGGUAAACGCAGCGCGCCCUCCACCAGCGGACCGUCCCGGAGUGCCCCAGAACCAUCUAAUCACACUCUGAGGCCAGCAGGCCCACCCCCCAUACCAAAGUCUCCAUCCAAGCUGAGACCGACAGUUCCUCCCCCCCCUAAGGUGACCCCCUGCAAGGACAUGAAGACGGACAACAUCAUCAACCUUUUCGCCUCAGCCGCCGCGCCUGACAUCAGCAUCACCUCCCCCACCCAGUUUGACAGUCCCGCAGCAUUGAACGACCUGUUGGACAUGGACCUGGACUCUCUAAAUGCGGCCCCCACCCAAGUCUCUACUACGGCCACAAAGGAUGCAAACUGGGAUUCAUGGCGUGAGGAGGACAGUGGCUCCCAGGAGAAAGAGGAGCCCGUCCACUAUGACCCGGUGGCCGCUGCCUCCGAGGGCUGGGGCGACGACGGCUCCAAGCCCGUUCGCAUCGACCCAGUGGCCGCUGCCUCCGAGGGUUGGGGCGACGACGGCUCCAAGCCCGUCCGCAUCGACCCAGUGGCUGCUGCCCAGGAGGGCUGGGGCGACGACGGCACCAGGCCUGUCCGUGUCGACCCAGUGGCCGCUGCCCAGGAGGGCUGGGGCGACGAGGGGAGUAACCACAAGGGCGACGUGGCGGUCUCCCCCCCUGGCGAGGAGGACGAAGCCCUGGCCUCUUCUCCUGAAGCUGCCCAGGAUCUGAGCCCAGAGCAUGAAGAGCCGACGGCCGAAGCCCCCUGUGGCAGUGAGGAAGGCCAGAGUGACUCCUCUGCAGCCCAGGAGCCAGCAGCUGUAGCAGUGGAGGAGCCGGCCGCUGAAGAGGCUCCUCAGACCCCGGUGGCGGCCCUAGAACCUGCCGAGGUGCUUUCAGAGUCCCAGGACCUGCCCCCGGGCUUCCUGUUCAAGGUCCAGGUGAUGCAUGACUACGCUGCUAACGACUCUGAUGAGCUGGAGAUGAAGGCUGGAGAUGUUGUGCUAGUGAUCACCUUCACCACCCCAGAUGAACAGGACGAUGGCUGGUUGAUGGGCAUGAAGGAGGGCGAUUGGCGUCAGAGCAGAGACAACGCCGCAAAAGGGGUAUUCCCGGAGAACUUCACUCAGAGGCUGUGAAGAACGACACAAGCUCCUCCACCACCGUCCUCCUUUGGUUCCUCCAUCAUUCCUCCCUCUCGUUCUUCCUGUCUACUUCCCUGAUGUUUAUCUGUUAGGACAUCAUAGGCCAUACAAGCGGUUUGUGUCAGUCAGCCUUGGGUGAGAUCCUUGUAUUUCACCAGCUCUGGUACAUGACAAACCUAGACCUUCCCUUGGUUUGAGUUGGUACUUCUUUUCAUUUAAAAAAAGACGUUACUUGUCUGCUGAGGAAGGAAAGUCUUUAUCGUGUGCUGUUCUCCAACACAAGGAGUACAAUGAUGUUUUAUGUUUUGGACAGAUACAGAACUAAUGACUUCACAGACCGCUGCCCCUGACUGGGGCUCCGGCCUGUCCUGGAGAACACAUUCCAGUUGACUGGUUACAUACAAUUUGAAUUAAGAUCCAUCUCAGAUAAGUCUGAUUAAUUUGUACAAUAUUACCAAAUAUUAACCAAUAGCUUCCCAGCAAUGUUGAAGCCUGAAUACUUUCUUGACGGUCUGGCAAAAUUGGUCUCUGCAAUAUACAAUAUCUAUAUACAUAUGUUUCCAAUGGACGAAGAUAUCUUUUGAAUGCGUCAUCAAUACAAGUCAAUAGAAAUGGAGUAAGUGAAGUUAAAACCACCAGCUGUACCAAGUCAUCGCGAUGUGUUUCCUCUGGUUAACCAAUCACCAACCAGCAUUACUAACAUGCGGAUAGUUAGAAAACAACAUGUUACUGUAGCCUUGACGAUGGGUAUCAAAGUCUGCGAUUAACCUGACACACACACACACACACACACACACACAAACAUGCACGCAGACACAUGCACACACACACCAACACAAACACGCGCGAGCGCACACACACACACACACACACACGAACACACACACUGUGUC